UUAUAAACUCGUGACAACAUAAAGUGAGAUAAAAUGGUGGUGGUGAUGACGCCAAGGACUCCGGUGGUGGUGAUUUUGGUGUUGAUGGUUGUGAUAGGUGGUUUACAAGCGGCGGAAAUAUGCAAUAUGACUGAGGAUGGUUUGAUGGCAUGCAAACCGUCAGUGACGACCGAGAAACCAGUGUACCCAAGCCCUGAGUGUUGUAAGGCAGUAUCGGGAGCGGACAUGAAGUGUUUGUGUUCGUAUAAGGAGUCUCUGAUAUUGCCUUCUCUAGGCAUUGAUCCCGGACUUGCAUUGGGUUUACCAGUUAAGUGCAACCUCCCUGCUCCACCAUGUUAGUUGGCGGAUCAUCAUGGCAUUUGUGAUCUUUUCGUUUCCAUGAUAGAUGGUGGAAUAAUGAUGUAAUAGUAUUUCCUUUAUGUACGAAACUCUUUUAUUAUAGUGUAAUUGUUAUUAUAUUA
Lactuca sativa (garden lettuce) is the source of this 461-nucleotide messenger RNA. The record is from RefSeq and is a predicted model, not a curated record. NCBI's taxonomy places the organism in Eukaryota, Viridiplantae, Streptophyta, Magnoliopsida, Asterales, Asteraceae.